AUGGAUCCUCUCUCCAUUUCUGCCUCAAUCGCCGGGCUAAUAGCCCUGACAACCGGCCUCAUAAAAUUAACAGAUACACUGCGCAACAGUCUAAAAGAGGAUGUCCUCCAACUCGUUGUCGGCGUUUCGCAAGAUAUUGAACUGUUACACGGUAUCCUGAUGCGUAUACAGACCUGGGCAGAUUCAGUUCAAUCCAAUGGCAAAGGUCACGACCAAUUGUUGAAUCUUUCACCAUUCGUAGCCAAUUUUACGGAUAUCAUAAAACGUAUUAGAGGCGAAUUAUUAGCCUUGAAAGAAGUAGCCAAAAAAAGAGGGUUGAGAAGGCUUUAUUCGGUUGUCAGUCUAAAUGAGAGAAUGAAGGCUUUGGAUGCGUCCCGGGUAGCCCUGAGCGAGGCAAAGGCAACGUUGUUACUCGCAUUGUCGACGAAGGAUAGUGAUAUUUCGGCAUCCCUCGAUAACAUCCAAACAAAACUAGAGACCAUUUGUCUAAAUAUAUCUUCCGCAGAUCCAAGCGAUUCAACUGCAACUACGAGCUCAGAAUUUGAUGGUCCACGGUCCUUUGAGGAUUGGCUCCAGAGUCUCGCAACAGAGGGGCAAGAAGAAGGAGAGUUAGCAGAUUAUAGACGUAGAAGACAGAGAAAAAGACAAGGGGAAGACAAUAAAUGUUCCCAAAAGGUACCACAAGCCCACGACAAAAUAUAUGUCAAAGUGGUGGACAUGAAACAUAGAAGUGGGAAAAAAGUCACGGAAACCCUUUUUCUGGAUAGAUCAGCGAAUCUAAUUGAUAUAAUACUACAACUUCACAACAAAGGGUACGAAGAUAUCUGCGGUUUUCAAACUGAGGAUGGAAAUCACCAAUAUGCGCCCUUUGAGCCAUCCAAUGCCCCACCGUUGAUCCGCGUGACAGCAGGACCGUCCAAUUAUGAUUUAUCCAAAGGCCUUUGCAUCAAUGAAAACGAGCGCCUUGUUGACUACUUCAAUAACUUCCUUGAUUACGAAACGCCCAAAGGACCUAACUUCAACCCUUCAUACUUUGAUAUACAGCGGCGAAGCUUGUCACAAGGCCUAGAAAUCGUCGACUUACACGAUAGCGAGGUUUCAAGGACAUGGAUUGAUUUCAACCGAUGCCAGAGAGUACCUGCAGAUGUAAAUAUGGUUAAACAAGGCGGGUUUUUCUUUCCUAUGCUUCAGAGGGAAAGCCUCGGAUUCAAGUUCGACUCAAAUCGUGGUUGCCCAGAUGAAUUAUUUGCGAUUAAGCUACACGUUGGCUCCGUCAAUGUCGUUACUGGGAAACCGGUAGUGCCGGUUUCGAAUUCAGCAGCGGGGCAGAACGUGCAAGAUUACGUUGUGACACCGGCUCAGAAAAGACUCGAUGGUCUUAAACAUGGACAGGGGAAGGUGCAACAAUUCGUCGCGAUGCCCUUAUCUUGGGGGUAUGGUGUCGAGGAGCAAGCCACAGGCUCGGAAUUUAUCGGUGGAAUUCAGCUCCAGAUUGCUCCAAAACUCAAGACAGACGUCAAAUUCAUGUCACAGCGUCAUAGAAGCCACGAAGUCUCUUACCCAAACAACUUCCUCCGCCCAAAGCGUUCUAAGAUUUCCGAAUCCCGUGGCUUGGAUAUUUUUAAAUCGCCCCGGGAACUAGGCAUCUCACGUUGCUUCAUGGAGGUUCUCCUAGAUAAUACUUUUCAACCGAGAUGCGACCAGAAUGUAUCGAAUGGGAUACGAGGAAAACUUGAGAAGGAAGAGGAUCAAUUUCAUGUAAUUCUGAGCUUCUUGAAAAGUAUGCUCCGGAGUAGGUUCGUGUAUGAACUUGGAUCGCAUAUCGAAGGUAGCUACGGAAUUGUACCACAUGCUCCUCUCAUCCUACAUCCAGUCGAGCCAAUCGUCUUUACAGUUGAAUACGACUCCAAAUUUAACCCCGAAGCCGUAUACCAGGAGAUAUCUCACGGAUUCUCCCCGUUUACAGACUUCAGAGAUGCGUUUUCUGUUAUCCUAGAAAAGUACAUUCUCCCAAGCACACAGUGGGCCCAGGAAUCGAUUUUUAUUGAUGGGAAAAGUCUCUCAACAAUAUUGGACGUUUGCAAACGUCGGAUAUACGUCCCACUCCGAGAAGUUCUGCCGAACGGGGGUAUUAUUCUUAUCGGUCCUGCCGACGAACUCGCUCGAAAGUCCACAUUACUUUUAACGGAAAAGUUUAAAUCAAAAAGGGAAGUCAUAUCAUUGCGUGAGCGACCACAACCCCGCGGACGCACCCUUGGAUCCGACGGUUGGAGGAUGUCAAUCGGUGUACAGGGAAACAUACGUCAAAGAAUAAAGGAUACAGAAUACCCAGGUUUGUGGCGUUGGGAUCGUUCCCAGUUUGUAAACUUACAGAUCAUCAACGCCAUGAUGUUUUAUAGAAUCACGGGCCUCGCCUACACAUCUUGUGGUGACUUGGAAGUUCCUACAGAAUUUAUCGAGGAACAAUUUCAUAACUACCCAGAUAUAGUUGCCCGAAAAAACCGGGUUCAUGGCUCUGGAUACAAAACCAUUACAGAGAUAGACUCUUCGGCAGGGAUAAAUAUCGAUAUCAAAAUACCGAAGGGAGGUCACAGGAUCGGCUGUGCAUGCUGCGAAAACAAUUUCUGUGAUACAUUCUAUUGCAUCGCCGGCACUAUGACAAAUAUUGCAAAAGAAUUGGUGUGUGACGUUUGCGGCAUACGCGCCGGUAGCACCAUUCGGUUUUCUGCGACUAUGGGACUACCGAUGGGUACUAUACUCGAACUACGGAAAGAAAAUGGACCGACAAGGCAGCGCAUUAAUAUGUCGCCACAAAAGCUUAUGCUGCCACUCCAAUCUAAUGUGACUAAUUUAUCAUGUACCGAUGUGGAAUUCACUUUGGUAGAUAUGCUACCAGCCUACUCGAUACUGUCACCGUUCCUACCCGGUAAAGAGCCUGGAGACUUUCCAAGCCCGGGUCACUGUCUUUAUGAAGUUGCAUCUCGGCCGGAUAUCAUUGACGCCAUAGUCAUUGAGUUCCUUGGACUCCCUCUCCGGAAACGAGUUUCACUGCUAUACCAGGUCUUCAAGGCCCUACCAUCAUUUCAUCCGCAAAAUUGGAAGGGAAGAUCGAAGCUUGAAAACGAAGGGUUCAAAUUAAACCAAAAUACAAUCCGAAUUUUCCUACAGCUUGUCCCAAAUGCAUCAGAUAUGAUUGCGCAUGGAGGAUCAUAUAACUCAUUAACCGACGUGCUGCACCCUUCCGAGGAGAAUACACAAUGGCUACGGCUGUACUUCGAAGAUAUCUAUUCCUGGGUACUGAAAACGAUACCUUCCUUUGCGGAUAUCGGUAUAUCGACCUGGGAGUUUCUUCGAUUCGAAAUGACCAAGAAGUCUAUCGAUAUAAUAAUUGAUGACAUCGUAUCCCAGAAGACGCCAACUGCUUUGCUGAACUCCAUCCUUCUCUCUCUAAGGGAGACAAAAUGUGUAGACUACGCAAUCAGCCGAUUGGUCGGCAUAGGCGCUGAUAUAAACGCCCAAGAUAAAAAUGGAAAUACGAUAUUCCACAUCACCAAUAUCGGGAAGGAAACUUGGCGCUUCAACAAAGACAUCCUUAAACUCGGUGGCCGCAUCGACAUCCCAAAUAACGAUUUGGACACACCGCUUCACCUCGCCGCUCGCCACUUCUAUUCAAUUACCCACCUAGAAGACCUUUGCGCAGACCCUUUAGCCAAAACUAUCGUAAACCAAAAAAACCAAGAAGGUCACACACCCUGGCAAAUCCAUUUUGCUACCAUCUGUAACUCUCCGUGGACAAUGGAUGCUAUUUCCGACGGUGACGGGCGCGAAUGCGCAGCAAUUAAUAUCUUGCUUUCAGCAGGCGCGGACCCGACGAUUGCUCUACCCAGCUGUGAUACGUGGGUAACGAGGGCUACAAGACAGGGUAUAUGGGAUUCAUGUCAACAUCCGGAAAGUUUGGAAGGAUGGAUCGAUGCACAACUUUAUAGCGACUAUGUCGACUAUUGGAAUGGCCUUGAUUACACAGAGGAGGGGAUCAAAAAUCGGGAAUCCCUGUGGAGAACUAGAUUCCAGCGAUCGGCACCUAGAUACAUCGAAAACGAAAUCUCAAGCAUAUUUGAGGAUUAG
Molecule: messenger RNA, 4125 nt
Organism: Orbilia oligospora ATCC 24927
Lineage: Eukaryota; Fungi; Ascomycota; Orbiliomycetes; Orbiliales; Orbiliaceae
Exons: 5
Coding region: 1-4125 (1374 amino acids)
Source: RefSeq, a predicted model, not a curated record